Molecule: messenger RNA, 4740 nt
Organism: Trichoplusia ni (cabbage looper)
Lineage: Eukaryota; Metazoa; Arthropoda; Insecta; Lepidoptera; Noctuidae
Product: lipase 3-like
Exons: 8
Coding region: 2503-4725 (740 amino acids)
Biological process (GO): lipid metabolic process
Source: RefSeq, a predicted model, not a curated record
CCUUACUUAUAAAUAGCAAAAAAUUAAAAUACCUAGUGGUUUUUUUUUAUCGUGACCGUGAUUACUUAAUAAUGAAGUAUUACAUUAUUGCAAAAAUUGCUGAACUGAUAUGUUUUCAUCAUAUAACUUACCCACGUUUUGAGUUACUAAAACCGAAACCAUAUCGCCAUCCUGGAAUAUUUUUGGUAUAAAAGCAGUUAAGUCAGUCUAUAAGUAUAUCGACGAAAUUUGCACGUGGUAUCACGUGUAACCUCCCAUUUUAAUUAAAGGAAAAAGUAAAGUGUCGAUUUUCUCUAAUUUGAGGUAAUUUAAUAGCCAACAGUUAUAAUAUCAGUAUAGUACCAGUAUCAAAACCGAUUCUUUCUAAUUAACUUGAACCUCAACUGUCAAAUGUAGCCGGUUUGUAGAGGUCUUACAUUUACAGACGUGUAAACAAUUACCAGAAUCGUUCCCCACACGUGUUUAUGUAAACACUAUUGCCAGAUGGAUAAUAUUAAAUUAACAUAUUGCUCAUCUUACUCUAGAUCUUGGAUUUAUCAAUACUGAAGGUAGUGUAUAAGUUAAAUGCCUGUCUUUGAUCAGUGCCCGUAAAGUAUGUUGCAUUCGGCAAUCUUACACGGCGCAAAUAAUUAAAUAAAGAAACACAUUCAAUUGGCUUCAAUUUUCACACAUUACGGAUAUAUCUGAUAACUAUGGACUUUGCUCUCCACCUUUAAACUUUGUAAUUGCGAGAUGCUUUUUAUAAGCACACUUGCGUACAUUCGAGUAAUCCACGCCUGCGUCAUUCGCACUUUGUAUCCAUCUACUGUUUCUCUUUUAAUUGCACUACAAUUUAGUUGUCUACAUACAUCAUGCGAUGUCAUUGUCAUUAGUGACCUGUUCUUAAUGACUUGCGGAGGAAAUAAUGUGUUUUAUAACGUAAUUCUGCUCACGAGUACCUUCGCGUGGACUCUUCCAAUUCCCUUGUUAUGGUCAUAUAAUGGGCUAUAAAACAAUAUGACUCUGUCAACGUACCUUUUUAUAGACCUUUUAGCAAUAAACCUAGAAGCUAGUUGGUGUACAAAAAUCCUUAUUAUAUACUUCUAUCUAGACAUAGAAUAGUUCGACCUUUAUCUCUAGGGAAAUCCUAUCCAGCCGGGAUAAAAUGAAGCCAGUUUCCUUUUCCUUGACGUGGCUAUCUGUACAAAGUUUCCCGUUUAUCGGCCUGUCGAGACUACCGUCGGUAAUAUCAAUAUAUUUCACAUUCCUCAAGUGUAACACAAACGUAGAGUCUAGACAAAUGUUGUUUAUUUGUAAAAUAUUUACUUAGCACCACACUCACAUUAAAACAUCAAUCACUCAGAUUGCUAUGUAUUUACAAGGCAGUAAUGACUUGUUUACAUGCACGUUGAGACUGCUCGACGGGACAUAAAGUUAUACGCGUGUCGGGAAGGUGUGACAGCCAAUAUUUAAAUCUGUUCACAGUGAUGCAUUUCAAAAUGUGUCGAACACUUGGCACCAAUGUCACGCCCUUUGACGUCUUGGCAAAUUAAAAUACCUAAUCAAUACUCGCACCAAAUUUAAAAUCGAUAGCUUCCUUAUUUAUGCGCCUCAAGGACUUUCCUACUCUUCACUGCAUCAAAGCACAGUAAACCGCACUGUUUAUUACCUAAUCGGAACACGUGUUUACAUGGAUAGUAAUCAAUGUUAUCAUAAAUACUCCAUUUUAUGGCUGGAAACAUCUUGUGCAUAUUUAGCGGAAAUAAAACUUUAUCUAGCAAGAUGGAAACAGCAUAUCCUUAGCAUAAUACGAGAAACUUGCUGGCAAUAUUAUCCAAUACAAAUAAACCAAUGUCAAAAUAGCAAAUUGGAAGAAGUCGCACAUACUUAAUAAAUAGCACCGACAAAAGAAUCUUAUGAUUAAUUCGUUACAGCAAUUUUAAAGCGGGACAGUGUUCAGAAAUAUCGUCUCCAGAGCUAGAACACAACCUUGCGCUAAAUUACGAAUUGCGUGGUUUUGUCAAAUGCAAGUAGGUAAUAAGUCGUGGGGAUUAAGCGAUUCUAUUUGCGGACAAUCAGUUUUAGAUGCUGUAAUAUAUUAGAUAAUAAUUAAUCCAACCACAUGAAACUAUUGGCAGUAGUUUUUGGCCUGACAUCGACGUUUGACGAACUUUACCCCCUUAGCUAAUGCGUGACGGGACUUGAAAAAUGCGAAUACAAUUCUACGUCAUUCACAUGCUAUUAUGUGGCUGGCAUGAUACUCAUUGCUAUGCCUUAAUUAAGGCAAGAACUAUGUUUAGAUCGCCCAGGUCGAAUAAAUUGUUCUAAUCUAACUAUCCGCCGUUAGAGUAGGCAGCUUGUUUAUAACCUACGCAGUUUGAAUUAUUCCAACCGCAAAUUUCCGCACCUGACUUAUAUUUAGACAACAGUUAUGGGCGUUCUGCACGAUUUAUAGGAAAGAUCAUCCUAUGACCCCUAAUUAUUUAUACUGAUCACCUGGACCAUGUCCAGAGGAAUGUCGGAAUGACACCUAGGAGUGACUGUUUAGACGCAUGUAAAUCAUACGAUGUUCGCAUAUCGUGGUAUUAUUCACCGCAAAUAUCGAUAUCUUCGUUAACGUUCGGAUUACGCCCGGCGGCGGGGGUGCUUUGUAGUGGUGACCGCAGUCGCAUGCGCCGAGCCGCCCGCGCACGGCCGCCCGCCGAGGCCGCACCGAAGCCGUGCUAUGCCACACCGUCUAGGUCAUUACACUUAUUCGCGUGUACACCUUAUCGCGUUCUUAUUAUCGCAUUAAACCUAUUUCAUUCGAGUAUAGAUCGAUUCCGGCGCCCGUUCGUAAAGAGUCUUGAAUUUUUCGUGCGGCGAACGCGAACGGUCGCGCUUGUAACGCUCGUCCGUCGGAUGACAUCAGUUAAGCCAGCACGUCCGCUGGAAACAAUACGCACUCAGUGUCCACGCUGUGGCAGUGUCGGACGUACGAAGACCUUCAUGGAGGACGGGCGGUGCGCGACAUGCGAGGCUCUGGGUCGCCGGAGUCUCUCUACCAAAUUGCUGCAGGUGGCCACCGCGCAGGCGCAUAUGAGGACAUGCUCACAUGCCGCCUCUCCACCUGAACAGGUGCAUGACUCCGAUCUCGCUUCCCGGGCUCUCGCCGCCAAGCGACGCAAGUCUAUAGCCGGCUUCAAGCUUAAUUUGUUGAUAGACUCGCAACCGAAAUCGACGACUACCGAACAACCCCGAUCGCCAUUCGCUCGUAGAAACACGUGGUGCUCCGCAUCGGGCACAAGCGCGGUGGCCAUCGACAACAAGAUCGAGCAAGCUAUGGCUCAAAAAAUAGAAGCCGAUGGCUACCAUUCAGAAACGCACCAUGUCACAACAUCCGAUGGGUAUAUACUGGAGAUGCACAGGAUCCCAUACAAGAACUCCGCAGCGGAGGUGUCACAGGACAGGCCUGUCGUGUUCCUCAUGCAUGGGCUCAUGUCUGCCUCCGUGUCCUUCGUAGGCCUAGGACCCGAAAACAGUUUCGCCUACCAUCUAGUAGACGCCGGCUUCGACGUUUGGAUGGGAAAUGCCCGAGGAAACAAGAACUCCCGUCACCACGUCACCUUGGACCCUGAUGAUGUACUCCAGCAGUACGCGUUCUUCGACUUCAGCUUCGAAGAGAUCGGUAUACGCGACUUGCCAGCCAUGAUAGAUUAUGCUCUGGAGUACACUAAGAAAGAUCAGCUGCAUUAUAUUGGGCAUUCUCAGGGUGGCACAGUAUACCUUGUACUAAGUUCGAUGUUGCCCGAGUACAAUAAGAAGAUCAAGUCCACUCAUCUGCUGGCAGGAGUUGGAUACAUGGAGUACUUCCCCCACCAGGAACUGUCGCAAAUAGCAGCAUUGACAGACAUGAUUUACGGCAUAGCUUUACAAAACGGAGUGGUGGAGCUGUACCCGCCUAACUCCACAGAAAUGUUUCCAGCUGAUCUGCUCCCAGGCCGUACAAGCUACAGGGUAGCGGAUUACUGCGCUGGGGACGUCGCACUGAGGCAUUAUUGUGAGCUUUUCGGUGUCAGACAUUUAUUGAAAAAUGUAGAAGAGCCCACCAUUUACGAUCAGCCGGGUGCAGCUCUCAAGCAAAUCGCUCACUACGGCCAGAACAUCAGAGACAAAAUAUUCCGCCGCUUCCAUUACGGUUCUCUUGACAACCUCGAAAUUUACGGCACCAACACCCCACCGCCCUACGACUUAGGUCUCAUCACAACUCACGUGACCAUGCACUAUUCCUUAGCAGACGAGUUAUUGGAUGAAAGAGAUGUCCUAGCCAUGGUAGCUGAUAUGCCAAACGCAAUCGCUCGGAAGGUAGCGAGAGAUUCAUUCGAACAUGGAGAUUAUGUAAUCGCCUUAGAUGCUAAGGAGCUCGUGACAGAUUACAUUAUUGCUGCCAUUAAUAAUGACGGUGUACCACCUCAAACAGAAGCAACACCUGCACUUACACCUGCACCAACACCUGCACCAACACCUGCACCCACAGCUGCACCCAUAACUGCAACAUCACCUCCACCGACAACAACAACGCCAUCAGUAGCCGUUGUUGUUGAUGAAACAACGUCUGAAGACAAUGUUCUGCCGACGGAAUCUAAUGAAGUAGCGCCAACAUUACCUGAUGAUAUCACGACACCAGCAACUGGUUCCGCACAUACAUUUAACGUGAUAACUUACACAUAUCUACUUCUAAUCAGUUUAUAUGUUAUACUGAAGUAAAAGUCAGUAGAACAU